Cololabis saira (Pacific saury) is the source of this 2477-nucleotide messenger RNA. It is a transcript of the gene spry2, whose product is annotated as sprouty RTK signaling antagonist 2. Bases 526 to 1545 code for a protein of 339 amino acids. The transcript has 2 exons. Gene Ontology annotation, biological process: negative regulation of MAP kinase activity; negative regulation of Ras protein signal transduction; negative regulation of fibroblast growth factor receptor signaling pathway. Gene Ontology annotation, cellular component: cytosol; membrane. NCBI's taxonomy places the organism in Eukaryota, Metazoa, Chordata, Actinopteri, Beloniformes, Belonidae. The record is from RefSeq and is a predicted model, not a curated record.
CAACAAGCACUCUGUUCCCCCCCUUCAGCUCGACGCCAUGCACAGCCCAAAUCCCGACCUCCUCUCCGGAAAGAAAGAAAGAAAAAAGAGAAAACAACACACGCGAAAAAAGCACUUCCAACCCAUCGGAGUCUGUCGGAUAAAACGCACCGAAUGAGAACUGCUCGUGAAUUGGAGUUUUGUCGCCGUUUCUCCUCCGUUUUCUCCCUCUCCUCGCUUCCAACAAGAGCGGAUUUUGAGUUUACUUGAUUCAAGUUUUGGCGUGCUUUAGUGCCUCGUGCUGUUGGUGUAAAAAAAAUCAAAUAAAAUAAUGCGAAUUGCACUUUUAGAACCGCUUUCCGUAAAAAUGUCCUCCGGUUGGAAAAUGUCUAAAUGGAUUUUACCGACGGCUUUCCCGACUGAACUGUUGGACUAGGGAAUAAAAUUCAACUUGGACUUUAUUUUCACCUAAACGGGAGUUAAAGUGCCGAAAGCACGGACUUCAGAUGUGUCCCUUGCCAGCCAGAGUGGCCCUUCAGUCCCGCGAUGGAUUCCAGAAGUCAGAGCGACAGCGAUGGGGGAGGAGGGCGGCAGCGGGGGUCGCCGUCACCGACGGAGCUGGCGAGCGCACGGCAUGACGAAGGGAGGCCGCAACCUUUUCCUCCGCAGACCGACGACGGCCCGCCGGAUCCCUGGCUGAGCGGCGGGCAGCCGCUCCACGCUCCGCCCGUGCUAUCUCUGGAUCAGCUGCGGAGGAGCGGGAGCAGCAAUGAGUACACGGAGGGGCCGACGGCCGCUCAAAGGUCUCCGGCGACUCAGCAACGCCAGCAGAAGAGCGACUCGGAGAGUCGGGAGGAGAGGCCCAACAACCUCCGCAACCUGACGUCACUGACUCGGCAGGAGAGCAGGAACGGUUCGGUCUCCUCCAGGGAGGGGGUGCAGUGGUCCGGCGCCGAGGACUCCCGGAGCAGCAUCAGGACCAGCGUGGAGAGCACGUCCUCCAGCCACCGGCUCCUCGGCAGCCCGACGAACAGUGAGAUAAUCCGAAUCCAGCCGAAACGGCCGGAGCUGGCGUCGGAGGAGCUGAAGCCCCUGGGCGGGUCCAGGACGCUGGCGGCGGUGCCGGGCAGCGCCGCCUCCAAACACAAGGGCGCGCACUCCAACGCGUGCCCGGACUGCGGCCGCUGCACGUGCGCGGAGUGCCGGCGCCGGCGCGUGCUCCCGUCCUGCUGGAUGUGCGGCCAGCGCUGCGUCUGCUCGGCGGACAACGCGGUGGAGUACGGGACGUGCGUCUGCUGCGUCAAGGGGCUGUUCUACCACUGCUCCAGCGACGACGAGGACACGUGCGCCGACAAGCCCUUCUCGUGCUCGCAGUCGCACCGCUGCGCCCGCUGGACCACCAUCUCCUUCCUGUCCUUGCUCUUCCCCUGCCUGCUGUGCUACCUCCCGGCUAAAGGGUGCGUGGCGGCGUGCCAGAGCUGCUACGACCGAGCGGCUCGGCCCGGCUGUCGGUGCACGAACUCAACCGCCCUGCGGUUGGAGGACGACGGUGGCAAGCCCACGUAGACGGAAACGCCAUCAGACUCGGACUCCCCACCGACUGAACUGCUAGCUGUAUCAGAGCGACCUAAUGACACUGUCGUGAGUUUCUGUCCCCAUGACGACCAGAUUGGUUAAAAGUGGAGUCCUCCACGUUUGAGGAAACGCUCCCAAACGGCGUUAGGAGUUCCUCUGACAAGUAAACCAAAAGCACUCCACCUUCUAAGGUAUGAAGACAUAUUCACCUUUCGUCCUCAAGUGCCCCGAUAUCUCGCCUCCGCGAGGAAACCCCCAAACAGACGGCCUUGUUCUUCUUUUUUUAACGUUUAAUACGACUUAUAUCCAACGAGCAGACUCCUGUUACUAACCGUAUGUCGAGUAGCAAAUGAAAAGGGUGUGUACAUUAGAACCUGAGUGACAGAUGUUUUAUUUUUGUACAUAUAAUAAUACUUCAACUGUGAAAGGUUUUCUGCCAUGAGGCACUUUGAUGAAUCCGCAUUUAUAUGAAUCAGUCAACUGUCAUUCGUACGGCGUCUUUUGAACGUUCACUGGAAUGUACAUCAAUCAUUUAUAUGUAAUUUACAAAGAUCUUAUCCCAUCUGAUGUAAAUUGUACAGUGACCUGAUGAGAAGAACUUUAUUUUCUAAUUCCAACGUUGCUUAGUGUAAAGUUUAAAAAAAAAAAAAGGUAUAUAUAUUUAUUUGAAGGUUCUAUUAUUUUAUCUUGAGAAGUAUUUAUUUUGAGAAGUCGUUGGUGUGUCACCUCUUCUGGGGCUGUGGGGGUGUCGGAGCUGGAUGAAUAGUUCACUAUGGAUUAGAAGACAAAUAUAUUAACGUUCAAGAUUAAAACAACCUUAAAGUGUGAGCGUAUUCCUUUCCUGUUUUGUCCUACGCACUUUCCUGCUGACUUGUGGGUAUUUUAAGCCUUUUAUGUCUGUCUAAAUCAAGCCCUCCACCUGU